Molecule: messenger RNA, 1419 nt
Organism: Moesziomyces antarcticus
Lineage: Eukaryota; Fungi; Basidiomycota; Ustilaginomycetes; Ustilaginales; Ustilaginaceae
Exons: 1
Coding region: 1-1419 (472 amino acids)
Biological process (GO): calcium ion transmembrane transport; intracellular calcium ion homeostasis
Cellular component (GO): membrane
Molecular function (GO): calcium channel activity; calcium, potassium:sodium antiporter activity
Source: RefSeq, a predicted model, not a curated record
AUGCCAGCGUCGGGCGCCUUGUACCCCGCCAGCGUGUUCGUCGCCGCGCUCCUCCUCCUCGAACGAGCCGCCGACGCCUUUAUCCACAGCGUGUCGCACCUCUCUUCGCAGCUUAGCAUCAGUCCCACUCUCAUCGCGCUUCUAACCGCUGGCGCAGAGUGGGAGGAGCUCGUCGUCGUCGUCGCCGCACUCGCCCACGGUUCGUCCAACCUCGCGAUCGCCAACGUGGUCGGAUCCGCCAUCGCCAACAUCCUCGGCGCUUUCUCGCUCGGCAUCAUCGCAGCGCCCAACGCGAUCCAGUUCGACGCCAGCUCCCGCAGAUUUGCCAUCAUCCACGCCGCCAUCACCACCCUCGUCAUCGCCCUCCUCCUCACCGUACAGCUCCAGCACGGAGAUACGCACGCCAAACUCGCCACACAGCGCCUCUUUGAAAACGUCGUCGGCCUCAGCCUCAUCACCCUCUUUGUCCUUUACUUUGUUGGCCUCUCCUGGGCCAUCGGGCGCGGCAUGCUCGCCGCUCCCCAGCCGUCCGACUCGGAAUCCGGUUUCGAAUCCGCCGAUGACUCCUCCUUCUCCUCCUCGGCCUCGCCCUCGCCCUCGCCCAGCACCUACAGCGAUGCCUCCUCCCCCCCUCCAGCACGCACACGCACACGCACACGCGCGCAAGCUCCGGCCGCACGCCGCCCUAAUCCGCGCACCACCGCCACCGCAAACGCCCUCGAGAGCACACCGCUCCUGGUGGGCUCAGCCACCUCGUCCAACCUCGCCGCACGCCUCACACGCAGGCGUCGACGCGCACAGCUCCGCAGCCUCCGCAACCUCGUCGCCGCCUUCCUCCUCCUCUCGCUCGCAGGCUACCUCCUCUCCCACUCCGUCCUCGACCUCGCAUCGCUCCUCAAUCUCUCCGACUCGCUGCUCGGCCUCACCCUGCUCUCCUUCGCCACCACCAUCCCCGAAAAGCUCCUCAGCGUAUUCGCUGGCCUCCGCUCCGCACCUCCUACCAAACCACCACCUCCACCACCCUCCACCUCCCGCCCGACAUCCUCCAUUGCGCCGGCAGCCCAACGCUCCCCGCAACGCGCUCACAACGAGCCCGACAUCGCCCGCAGCGCAAGCAGCGUGCUCAUGGCCGCAGCCACAGGCAGCAACAUCUUCCUCCUCACCCUCUGCCUUGGCAUCUCCUUGCUCUUUGACCGCGAUCAUCCCUCCCCCAGCCCCUCUAUCCAAUCCACCUCUCCCCCGCAUUCCCAUCCUCUCGCCGCCAGCAGUGUCCGGUGGCAAGAACUCGCGCUGCUCGAGGUCGCCUCCCUCUUCCUCGUCUUUAUCGCCUAUACCGACGCACAGCGCUGGCAAGGUCUCCUCCUCCUCCUCGCCUACUUUGCCUUUCUUGUACUGGAAUUCACGUAUCUGCGCAGGUGA